Molecule: messenger RNA, 1000 nt
Organism: Impatiens glandulifera
Lineage: Eukaryota; Viridiplantae; Streptophyta; Magnoliopsida; Ericales; Balsaminaceae
Product: probable protein phosphatase 2C 72
Exons: 5
Coding region: 1-999 (332 amino acids)
Biological process (GO): protein dephosphorylation
Molecular function (GO): protein serine/threonine phosphatase activity
Source: RefSeq, a predicted model, not a curated record
AUGGGGCUUUGCAUCUCAAAAUGGUCUGCAGAUCAUCAUAAAUAUAGGGUUAAUGACCAUGAUGAUUGCCAGGAAAUUGUGCUUUUCGACGAUGGGGACAACCCCAUUGAUGGAAUCUCAUCAAGCUCUGGCUCAUCUCUUUGUUCUCGUGAAGGCAGCAAGGGAGUGAAUCAAGAUGCGGCUGUGAUCUACAAAGUCUAUGGAGGAAAGGAAGAUGUCACCUUUUGUGGCGUGUUUGAUGGGCAUGGAACAAAUGGUCAUUUAGUGAGCAAAUUUGUCAGGAAUUACCUGAUGAAUUUUCUUCUAGAUCAGAAGAUCAUAGCCUUGAAGAACAAAAGAAGCUCGAAAAAGGCAUGUAUAAGCGCUUUCAAGGUGAUUGAUGAGAAGAUCAGACAUUUUGAGAACAUGGAUUGUUCUUUGAGUGGAACAACAGCAGUAAUUGUCCUAAGACAGGGCGACAAUCUUAUGAUUGCUAAUUUGGGUGACUCGAGAGCAGUCUUGGGGGUCAUGAAUUAUGAUGGAGAAAUCACGGCCGUUCAACUUACAACAGACCUAAAGCCUAGUGUUACAACCGAACGAAAGAGAAUAAAAAGAAGAAAUGGUCGGGUAUUGGCUUUGUUACACGAGCCACACAUCGAGCGGGUAUGGUUGCCCCAACAAAAUAUACCAGGUUUGGCCAUGACAAGAUCCUUUGGUGAUUUUCUUGUAAAGAAUCAUGGCAUUAUUUCCAUCCCUGAGGUUUCUUUCCAUCACUUGACCUCUAAGGAUCAAUUCCUUAUCAUUGCCACAGAUGGGGUGUGGGACGUGUUGAAUAACGAUGAAGUUGCGACGAUAGUAGCAUCAACCGAUACAAAAGUCACAGCAGCAGAGGCAUUAGUGAAUGCAGCGGUUUCAAAGUGGGGAGAAAAACACCCUUCCUCUAACAGGGAUGAUUGCACUGCUCUUAUCCUCUCAUUGCAUACAAACCUAGCAACCAAAACAAAUGUUUCAUCUUCAUAAC